Molecule: messenger RNA, 1498 nt
Organism: Zootermopsis nevadensis
Lineage: Eukaryota; Metazoa; Arthropoda; Insecta; Blattodea; Termopsidae
Biological process (GO): autophagy
Source: RefSeq, a predicted model, not a curated record
ACAGAAUACCUUUAAAAAUUAAACCAUCCCAACUUUAAGAACACAUCUGUUGACUCCCCUGCAUAACUAACGAAAAGGAUCCAGUAGGCAUAAGGUCAAUUGCGGGGUGGGAGAAAGUCAUUCCCAACUCAGAUCAGCUGUGCACAUCCUUAAGUCGAGUUACGUCGGUAUGGAGUUUAUGGAUAAAUUUCCAUUGAACGUGGCUCAUCAGCUGGAGAGGCGUGCAGAAGCUCAUCUGCAGCAAAAACAUUUUGAUGAGUCAAUUCAAUGUUACCAGAAAGCUGUUGAAAAGCUGAAAGAAGCUGAACACAGUUCAGAUAAUGGGCUGUUCCUUCAGUCUGUGAAAUACCAACAAGAACGCUGUAUCCAGCUGCAGAAAGUUAUAAGCAUGAAGAAAGAUCAGUAUGUAGCAGACAAGACCAGGCAACAGAAAAUGCUCCAGGUUUUGACAAAGCUGGAACAAACAAGUAGUGAGCGAAGCCAAGAAACUAAUAACCUGCAGCUGAAAAUAUACAGAACAAUGGAGGAGGCAGAUUCAUUAUUAGAGCGACUCGUAUGUCGUGGAGAGAGUGAUGGAUAUGAUCUGGAAAGUGUCAAGAGUGAUAAUGUUGGUGGAGCAUGUGCUGAAGAUACAGUAAAAGUUGACACAUUUCAACCUGGCAAGUUAGAUGGGAGAAAAUGGCCCAAAGAUGAUCGCACAGUGAUAGAGGAGCUGCGCACUCUGAACAACCAGCUGCGUUCACUAGUGAUCCAGUUACAAACACAACUAGAUGCUUCCUGUAAAGAAGUUGAAAUUUUACGUGAACGUGUACGAUUCUUAGAGGGAGAACGCCAUAUGAAAUCAGAUGACAUUGAGGGCAGGAGUUGUAUUCCAGCGGUGAGGAAGAGUAGUCUUCAUGUUAUUACAGAUUCCACAGGUGGUUCUUCGCCCUUUGUGUAUUCUCCCUGUAGUGAACUUAGUCCUGAUGUGCCAGUUGAUAUACCACAUAUAGUUACAAGGGAGUUACCUGUACUUUCACCGCUAGAAAUGCCACACUUUGACUUUGCACAAUUCAAAAGUGGAAUUAUGAAGAACUUUCACCCAUAUCCUAGCUCUGGCACAUAACAAAAAUAUUUGGUUACACUUUGUACAGUACAGUGUGGCUGUAUUUGGCUCAAUGUCCCUUUCUUACCAAGGAUGUGCCAAUCAUUGAUUACUUUGGAAAUUCUGAAGUGACAUGGCUUCUGUUUUGCUAGACUGAAAAUUCUAGUAAGAGCUUACAAGUUACAGACUUACAUUUUUUUAAGCAAUAUUGUUUUAAAUGUUUACUGCCAUUUUUAAAAACUGUAUAACAGCAAAAAAUGUGAAUUCAGAAAUGUGUGUUAAACUUUUAGUCUUGGGCUCACAGCUGGUAUCAUAUACCAUAGUCAGAGAACAUUGGAAUUAUAUUUAGGGUUACAUUAUUUUGAUGAGUUCAUGUCUGUUAAUGUGUGUAAAAUACAGAGAUGUUCAGAAUCA